CAUUUGUAGAAUUUUUUCUGUGACCUGACUCACUGAGUUGGUUCCGCAGCGUCGUGUUACCCUGGCGAGGCCUGUACACCACAUUACCGUCCUAACAUCUGUGCUGCCCUCCCUUUGGGUACGCACUUCCAUUGGCGUUGGCGUAUUGCAGUCACGGUUUUGUUCAAUCACUUUCUAAUCUCAAUAUUUGAUUGCAGUGCACUCGCUUUGAUAAUCGCCCAUGUUUGAUGGCUUCUGCCUUUAAUCGCGGAUGUUGGUCUACCGGUGGUUGGAUGCAUGUUACGUUUGCUUCGGCCUGGGUUUUCGCUACACUAUUGACUGCCCUGUCCCCCUUUCACGCCCCUCCUCCCAAGUUUUGUUUGUUCCUGCGAUCCAAUAUCCAUCGUGUCACCAAAACCUCCCUCAACUCUAUGCCUUUAUUCGGCCGCCAGCCAAAACUCCGGAUCAACCUUGGCAUGCAAGGCAAAGCAUAG
Molecule: messenger RNA, 473 nt
Organism: Cantharellus anzutake
Lineage: Eukaryota; Fungi; Basidiomycota; Agaricomycetes; Cantharellales; Hydnaceae
Exons: 1
Coding region: 228-473 (81 amino acids)
Source: RefSeq, a predicted model, not a curated record